Molecule: messenger RNA, 1131 nt
Organism: Kwoniella botswanensis
Lineage: Eukaryota; Fungi; Basidiomycota; Tremellomycetes; Tremellales; Cryptococcaceae
Exons: 6
Coding region: 1-1131 (376 amino acids)
Cellular component (GO): cytoplasm
Molecular function (GO): protein binding
Source: RefSeq, a predicted model, not a curated record
AUGCCAGACUCAGUAUCCGACCCACAGAUCCCUCCUCAAGACAAUCAAACUGAGGCUACAUCCCCUACAGAUGGUUCAUCAUCACCCAAGAAACCCCGAGCGAGACUGGGCCCAACCGAGAUAGUCCACCUUCCAGCUUCCGACUCCGAGCCUGAAGACGAUGAAGAACCACCGCGUAUACCUGGCGAAGCGAAGGAGAUAGGUGAUGAUGGUGAUUUCCUGAAAGAUUAUCCGGAAGAUACAGAGGAUCUGCAAUUACAACAUCUCCGUCUCAAAUCUAACUCUUUACCUCCAUUGAACAUCCCCAGAUUCUCAAAGUAUCUCAAAAGAUUAUGUCUCAGACAGAAUGAAAUUACGUCGCCUUUACCGUCCGGUGUCUUUGAGGGUCUGACCGAGUUGGAGGAACUGGAUUUGUAUGAUAAUAGAUUAGGAAGUAGGGUCGAGGACGAAGAAUUGAAGGGAUGUGGGAACUUGACUUCACUAGAUCUAUCAUUCAACAAUCUCCGACACCCCCCUUCCUUGCAUUCAUUAACUAAACUCAACGUCCUAUACCUCGUACAAAACAAAAUAUCUCACAUUGAGCCUGGCGAAUUGGAUUGGUGUCAGGAUACAAUCACGUCGAUAGAACUGGGUGGGAACAGGAUAAGGUCCAUCGAGAAUCUGGAUAAUUUGAGGAAAUUGGAGGAACUGUGGUUGGGUAAAAAUAAGAUCAGGGCGUUGGAGAACCUCUCGACUUUCUCUUCACUCCGAAUCUUAUCGCUCCAGUCAAAUAGGAUAACCAAGAUGGAGAAUCUGGACGCGUUGGUGAAUCUGGAAGAACUGUAUCUAUCACAUAAUGGUCUAACCAAGAUCGAAGGGUUAGAGAAGAACACCAAAUUGAAAACCCUUGAUAUAGGCAACAAUAUGAUCGAGGAGAUUGAAGGUAUUUCACAUCUCAGUGAAUUAGAGGAAUUCUGGGCAAGUUACAACAAGAUCCCCAAUCUCCAAUCGUUAGAUAACCAACUUCGACCCCUUCCGAACCUCGAGACCGUUUAUCUAGAAGGUAAUCCAUGUCAAUUGAACGAUAUGGCAGGUUAUAGACGGAAAAUUAUCUUGGCAUUGCCUCAGAUCAAACAGAUCGAUGCUACGUGA